Molecule: messenger RNA, 3228 nt
Organism: Carassius gibelio (silver crucian carp)
Lineage: Eukaryota; Metazoa; Chordata; Actinopteri; Cypriniformes; Cyprinidae
Product: zinc finger protein 239
Exons: 2
Coding region: 219-1322 (367 amino acids)
Cellular component (GO): nucleus
Source: RefSeq, a predicted model, not a curated record
AAGAAGAAGAUUAGUUUCAUCACGAUCUCUGUUGUUAUGUCGGGAUGAUGGUUUAAUAUAAAAACGCUUAGAAACGUUUCUUUUAAGGGAGAAAAUCAGUUUUGAGUCAGGUCAAUAAAAUACUGUAAUAUUUUCGUCCUCACAGUCGUGACUAAGUUUUGAAUCAAGCAGAAAUAUCUGGAGGAGUAUCAUCUGAACUGAGAUCUGCUGCUGUGAAAAUGAUGUUUGUUAAAGAAGAGAGUGAAGAGGAGACGAGUGAACCAGAAACCAGCACAAUAAAACACAAGGAACCCGAAACCUGGAGAAUAAAACAAGAGGAACCAGAAACCUGGAGAAUAAAACAAGAGGAACCAGAAAUUUGGAGAAUAAAACAAGAGGAACCAGAAACCUGGAGAAUAAAAGACGAGGAACCAGAAACUUGGAAAAUAAAACAUGAGGAACCAGAUUAUUUGAUAGUAAAAUAUGAGGAACCAGAAACCUGGAAAAUAAAACAUGAGGAACCAGGAGAAUUCAUUGAAGAAAAAGAGAAUGAAGAAUUGAGUGACGUUGAGGAUCAUGUCAAAACUGGAGGAAAACCCUUGAGUUCUCAAGACAAACAGAAAGAUUUAAAGAAAAGAAGAGCCAAUAAAUCUUUCACCUGCACCCAGUGUGGAAAGAGUUUUAAACAGAAAACAAGUUUUGAGUGUCACAUGAGAAUUCAUACCGGAGAAAAACCAUUUACAUGUGAUCAGUGUGGGAAUAGUUUCACACAAUCAGCACACCUUAAGGAACACAUGAAUGUCCACACUAAGGAGAAGCCACAUUCAUGUCGUUUGUGUGAGAAGACUUUUAGUUCAGCGACCCGUUUAAAAUUGCAUGAGAGGAUUCACACUGGAGAAAAACCUUAUAUGUGUUCACAUUGUGACAAGAAAUUCAUUCAGUCAGUACAUCUGAAAACACACGAAAGAAUCCACACUGGAGAAAAACCUUACAAGUGUUCUCACUGUGACAAGAGAUUCAAUCAUUCAACACAUCUGAAAACACACAAGAUGAUCCACACUGGAGAGAAACCUUACAAGUGUUCACACUGCGACAAGAGAUUCAAAAAGUCAGGAGACCUGAAAACACAUGAGACGAUCCACACUGGAGAGAAACUUUAUAACUGUUCUGACUGUGACAAGAGAUUCAAUCAGUUAUCAAAUCUAAAAAAACACAAGAGGAUCCACACUGGAGAGAAACCUUAUAUGUGUUCUCACUGUGACAAAAGAUUCAAUCAGUUAUCAAAUCUGAAAACACAUGAGAGGAUCCACACUAGAGAGAAACUUUAUAAGUGUUCUCACUGAUAAGAGAUUCAAUUGGUUAUCAAAUCUGAAAACACAUGAGAGGAUCUCCACUGGAGUAAACCCUAUCACUGCACUGCAUGUGGGAAGUGUUUCAUUCAGUCAUUUGCUCUACAGUCAUACAAAAAAAAAAAAAUAAUCACAGUAAGGUUCAUGCUGCAGAAGCUACUGAGCCUAUUACCUUUCCUAAACUUACUAGUAGAGCUGUACGAUAUUUACAGUAUUUUUUUUCUGAAAUGUAUAUUGCAAUAUGUAAAAAAGAAAAAGAUCACCAGGGGCCCGUUUCACAAAGGAGGUUAAGUGAAAACUCUAAGUAUGUUAACCCUGAAAUGAGGGAAACACUAGGUUUUCUGUUUCAUAAUGGGAGGUUUGUCAAACCCGAGAAAGCACGGUAAGUCAAGCCCGUUACCAUAGUAACUUACUCUAUGAACCUAACCUGGAGCAGGUUUUCUUCGGUAAACCCAGAGUUUCUUUCGGUCUCCUCCCCUUUUUAAACACUUAAUUGAUGCACGCUGAAAAAUGCUCUUCUUACGAACUGUUUUUUUUUUCUUAAGUACAAAUAUAUAAAAAAUAAAAUAAAAUAAAGAUUGAUAUUCUAUUUAAGAAAAUUAUAUAAAAAUACUUAGUCUUGUUUCCUGGGGGGGAUGUAAAUUAAGUGCAUUUUACUUAAGUAAAAUUAUAUGCCAGUGUGGUAAUAAAAAUAAUCUUGAUGCAAAUAGAAAACAAGAUUAUUCGGAGUGUCUAUUACUAAGAGCAAAUCUACUGUAACUCCGCCCUCCAUCGACACAUAAGGUUAAAUAUGACACAUGUGAAUAACGACUUCAGUGGUGUAGGCGGUAAUGUUUUGGACACAGAAAAAAUAGCUUGUAAUGCGAUUGAUUGGGUUAGAGUCCAGAUUUUGUCGAGCUUGUUCUCCUCACUUUUCCCAUCACGUCACAUUAGAUGUAUAUAUUAUAUAUAUUUAUUUCCCAUGAGAUACCAUAAAAUGAUUAACUAUUAGUUGAUUAAUCUAACAUUCUGCCAGUUUUCACCUGUGAUAUUAUAACACUGAACACUGAUAAGAAUUACAUUUGUAUUGAGUCUGAAGUAUGCAGACGGCUUUUUGGCAGGAGCUGUUGCCAUGGUGAAUCGUAAUAUUGGUGCUCCAUUGAUAAUGGCUUUUUAUAGUUGUGGUGCACGCGCUUAACUCAGAGUCAGUCAAUUUAGAGUUGAUUAAACCAGCUAAUUUCAGCUGUUCUGUAACCGAAAACUCAAGAGUUUCCCAUCUCAGCGUAAGUCCACUCAGAGUUCAAGUUUAAACUCAGAGUUGGUUGAACCUCCUUAUUGAAACGGGCCCCAGAUGACUUGAACAGCUCUUUUUAGGGAAAAAAAAAACAACAACAAUGAUUGGGGUGAUUUUGUAGGUGAAUAAAUUAGCAUAGAAAUUAGCAAAUUACAAACAUGGAUAAAUGCUAAAAAAAUUAAGAUAAUAUACAGCACAGUUGAUUUCAUUUGCAAGUCUAAUUGUAUUCGGGUACAGAAAUUGAAUAAUCAAAUGUAAAAUAGCACUACAUAUUCUUCAGUGUAUAAAUUAAGUCUAAUAAAGCUAAAAAAGUGAUGUUUCGCUAUUUUGUUGUUUGAUUUACAUUCAUGAUACAUAAAGACUUACAUUCAUGGUACAUAACGGAGCAUUAAUGGCCUACCAUUUUAUCACAAAUAAACCUCUACAAAUGAUUGAGAAUGCAGCGCCACGACUGGUCUUCAACAAUCGCAAAAGAGCCCAUGAUACACCUCUCUUUAUCUCCUUGUUCUGGCUACUGGCUGCAGCUUGCAUCACAUUCAAGACAUUGAUGCUUGCAUAAAGAACAGCCACAGGCUCUGCACCCACCUACUUCCACUCACUAUUACGAACCUACAUCCCCUCCAGAAG